AUGGUCUCUGGUCUGGUAUCGGCGUUCAAGGAGCUCAAGUGGGAUGAUAAUAAUAACCUACCCAAGCUGGCGCCUCUCGCCAUUGUGCAAGGCUCCAUAUUCACUUUUGCAUGCGCUAUCGAGGCGCUUGGUCUCGCCGGUUCCAUCAUGCAAAACGUUCGCCUCAUACGUUUCUAUGCGCUAGGCUCAAGUUUGUCGGCAGUGGCGGUUGUCGCGGUCGGCUUCAUGCGAACUAUAACGCACUGGACAUUCAAAGGAGAUAUUAUAGAAGAAUGCGUACAAGUUGUCUCGGCUGGCGACUCUGACACAACGGUGUUCGGCAUCUGGGGACAAUCAUACGAUUACAGCGGCGACAAUCCUCAAGAUUUCUGUAACAGCCAGUGGACUAGGGACUCCUGGGCAGAGAUCAUUACCCUUCUAGCCGAAAUAGUUGUUGGCAUACUUUUCACUGCCCUUGCAUUCGCAUACUGGCGCCAGCUACGUGACCCACAGAGCCCCGCGAACUCGUUCAGAGCACCCUCAAGCCAGGCUCGCGCGGACGCGUACCCCACGUACUACUCGCCCCCGUACAACGGCCCUGAGAUGCCGUACCAGCCUUCGUACGCUCCACCGCCAGGACCUCCGCCCCACGUCGAUGCGGACAGCAAGCCUCCCGGAUACGAUCUGGCAGGUGGCGACUACAUGCAUCAGGACGACAAGAAGGGCGAUGACCCGUUCGCUGACUUUGACGGGCCGAGCGUACCCAGGCCGACGCAUUGGGUAGACCCGUCGGAAGAGAGGGACGUGACAUCGUCAGGGUUCCCUCUGCACUCGGCGCGGUAAACGCAAGCGGGGUUGCUACGGCCUGAAGUCUGUUUGUUUCGCUUUGGUAGUAAUGGACAGGUGUUAGCUUUCUUGUUUUUCUUGUACGAUCUCAUGCACGAUCACCUCACGUACCCCCUGUAGCCUCGUACCAGUGCACUGAUAAUCCUAUCUCCCCUUCCCUAAAUGUCAUGAUGCGAGUAUAUACGCAUAACGAAAGGAUUCUGGGAUUAUGCGGUUC
Coniophora puteana RWD-64-598 SS2 is the source of this 1042-nucleotide messenger RNA. RefSeq lists its product as uncharacterized. NCBI's taxonomy places the organism in Eukaryota, Fungi, Basidiomycota, Agaricomycetes, Boletales, Coniophoraceae. The transcript is spliced from 8 exons. The record is from RefSeq and is a predicted model, not a curated record. The coding region runs from base 1 to 822 and encodes 273 amino acids.